CCUCACAAAACCUCUCCCCGUCCCCCGCCAAAACGCACUGAUAAUCGUGAAUGGGUUUUUUACGUGUUUUAUCAAGACAAAUACCCAUUUUCCGGGAAAUGGCGACCUUGGUGACAUUGAGAAAUGGUCAGAAGAUGCCCCAGCUGGGUCUGGGCACAUACUUGGCUCUUGAGGGGGAAUGUGAGGAAGCUACAAAGUAUGCCAUUGACAUUGGCUACCGGCAUUUGGACACAGCAUAUUCCUACAACAAUGAAAAAGAGGUAGGAAAAGCUGUAAUUGCAAAAGUGGCGGAGGGAAAAGUGAAAAGGGAAGAUAUCUUUCUGGUUACGAAACUCAGCAACAUCCACCACGAACCUGAGCACGUUGAGAGGGCAUGCCGGAAGUCUCUGGCCAAUUUGGGUCUUGAUUACAUUGAUUUGUACUUGAUGCAUACGCCCAUGGCAUUUGAAUUUCACGGCGAUGAAGAUACAGCUCCUAAAAACUCUGCUGGAGAGAUUCUCUCCAGCACCACAGACUACCUGGAUACGUGGCGAGCAAUGGAGCCACUUGUGGAGAAGGGUCUUGUGCGAAGUAUUGGAGUAUCGAACUUCAAUAGUGCUCAAUUGACUCGCCUUCUUGCCAAUUGCAAGAUAAAGCCUGUGUCUAAUCAGGUGGAGUGCAAUCCGGGAAUCAAUCAAGGACCUCUACGAAACUUCUGUGCCAAAAAUGACAUUGCCCUGAUUGCCUACAGUCCCCUGGGGAGGCCCCAUUAUGCCGCAAAGGAUCCCAAUUUCCCGCGUCCCGCACUACUGGACGACAGAGUUAUUUCCAUGGGCAAGAAAUACAAUAAAUCUCCUGGACAGAUUAUUCUGCGCUUCCUUGUGCAAUUGGGUGCAACUCCUGUGCCCAAAUCCUCCAAUAAGGAACGCAUGAAGGACAAUCUGAACAUUUUUGAUUUUGAACUCAGCACUGAAGAUAUUCGUGUCCUGGAAUCCUUCAACACUGGCGAGAGAACCUGUCCAUUCACUGCAAAUAAGACACACGUAUACUUUCCCUUCCACGAUGAAUUCUAAUCCUGGGAUGAUUCCCUUCCGGACAGCGAGAUCAAAACAUUUUGCGUCACAAACAGUGAAAUAAAAUUGUAUUCCUCCUGCGAGUAGAUUUUCUUUUAGCAGUGUCAUUAUUAGAUGGUUCACCAUGUAAUAAAAUGCAUUAUCUUAUCAAUA
Phlebotomus papatasi is the source of this 1205-nucleotide messenger RNA. RefSeq names its product aldo-keto reductase family 1 member B1-like. Gene Ontology annotation, molecular function: aldose reductase (NADPH) activity. Gene Ontology annotation, cellular component: cytosol. The transcript has 2 exons. The coding region runs from base 51 to 1052 and encodes 333 amino acids. Lineage: Eukaryota; Metazoa; Arthropoda; Insecta; Diptera; Psychodidae. The record is from RefSeq and is a predicted model, not a curated record.